This is a messenger RNA of Aegilops tauschii subsp. strangulata, 1384 nucleotides long. Its product is annotated as COBRA-like protein 7. The record is from RefSeq and is a predicted model, not a curated record. NCBI's taxonomy places the organism in Eukaryota, Viridiplantae, Streptophyta, Magnoliopsida, Poales, Poaceae. Gene Ontology annotation, cellular component: plasma membrane. Gene Ontology annotation, biological process: plant-type cell wall cellulose biosynthetic process; cellulose microfibril organization.
AUGCUGCGCGGCGUCGUCCUCGCCGGCCGCCGCGCGCUGCACCCGCGCCGGCUGCAGCUGGCCAGCAGCAAGGCCACCUCCACCACCACCCCGCGCAGCGGCUCGACGCCCGGCUACAGGUAUGGUUCGACACUGCGAGCAGCCAAACAUGAGAAUAACGCCCGACUCGACCCCUCCCGGCCGCGGCGCCAGUCGACGGCAGCAUCGCCGGCGCACGCCGCCCGACCCCGCCCCGUUCCGUGGUCGCCUCCGACCCCCUCCUUGCUCUUGCUUCUUCUGCUGUUACUCUGCUGCGUUCAGGCGAGCGCCUACGACCCGCUCGAUCCGAGCGGAAACAUCACCGUUAGCUGGGACUUCCUCGACAUCAAGGACAUUUACUCGGUCUCGGUUAGUCUCCAGAACUACCAGCUCUACCGCCACCUCGAGGAUCCAGGGUGGCGGCUGAGCUGGUUUUGGGCUGGCGAUGAGGUGAUCUUGGACGCGAAGGGCGCGGAGGCGACCGAGCAGGGAAACUGCACUCGCUUCGUCGGCGCUCACAGCUGCAAGAAGCGGCCUGUAAUGAUGGACCUGGGCCCCGGCACGCCGUACAACCUUCAGGUCGCCAACUGCUGCCGGGGCGGUGUCCUGUCUUCACUCGUGCAGAACAGCAAGGCGGCCACAUCGACGUUCAUGAUGACCGUCGGCAACUUUGCUCCUUCCAGCGACGUCGGCCCCCAGAUGCCAUUCAAUUUCAGCAUUGGGGUGCCAGGUUACACUUGCAGCAAUGCCACAGUGGUGCCCCCAUCCAGGACCCAGAUUGACAAGCAGCGGCACAUCCAGGCCUUGAGUUGGGCGUUCCCGAGGAAGAUGUACUUUGACGGCGGUGAGUGCGCGAUGCCACCACCUGACGACUACCCACCGCUGCCCAGCGCCAGCUGCGAUCAGCUCCUCUCGGCAGUGCUGAGGUCACUGCUUGCGGGCCUCGUCUUGUUGUUUCUCCUGUUCUAGGGGAGGAGGAGGUCGGAGAAGGAAGAAGUUAUCAAGCCGUGGGACUCGGUCAGCCUUGCACAAAGAGAGGAUCAUGCUACUGGAGUUGUCAAGUAUUGAUGAAUGCUUAGACUAGUGUCCCAGAACUGCUCUGAGGGGCACAGCCGGGAUGGAUAGCUGCUUCGCAGUGUUACUAGCUUGGUGAUUGGUGUUAUAUAGUUGUCCAAGGCGCUGUUCGUGUUAACCUUUCCAAAUGCACUUAUUAGUUUACUAUAUAUUCCUCCAAAGUUGGUGCCGCUCCUUCUGAGUGUUGCUGUAGACCAACAACCUGUUUAGACAUCUUUGCGUGUGUUUGUUUCACUCUGUAACACCAAGCUGUCACAUAAGCUUCAGUCAGUUCCGUUAUAUUUUUGUUCUA